This is a messenger RNA of Musa acuminata AAA Group (dessert banana), 1934 nucleotides long. RefSeq names its product NADH dehydrogenase [ubiquinone] flavoprotein 1, mitochondrial-like. Lineage: Eukaryota; Viridiplantae; Streptophyta; Magnoliopsida; Zingiberales; Musaceae. The record is from RefSeq and is a predicted model, not a curated record. Gene Ontology annotation, molecular function: FMN binding; 4 iron, 4 sulfur cluster binding; NADH dehydrogenase (ubiquinone) activity. Bases 154 to 1674 code for a protein of 506 amino acids. The transcript is spliced from 2 exons. Gene Ontology annotation, biological process: mitochondrial electron transport, NADH to ubiquinone.
AGCCCGCCCAUGGAAGUGGGUUGGCUGCGGGGAGCGAACCCUCGUUUCGUGGCUGCCGCAUCACCGCACCCCUCUUUCUCCGUUCCCACUCUCCCAUUCCGGCUGUUCAUGCCGUGGUUGGUUGACCCGUAACGCUGCAUCCUCUUCGCAAAUAUGUCGGCAAUCGGAAGAAGCUCUGUGAGUGGGUCUUCCUUACAUCUGUUCUCUAUGGCACCUCUCAAGAACUUUUCUUCGCGAUACAAGGCUGAACUGCUUCAUCAUUUUAAAACCUGGAGGUUAAAUUCUGCUUGUAGAUCACUCAGCACCCAGGCUGCAACAACUGGAAGUACUCCUCAGCCUCCACCACCACCCCCACCUCCGGAAAAGACCCAUUUUGGUGGUCUAAAGGAUGAAGAUCGCAUCUUCACCAAUUUGUAUGGCUUGCACGAUCCUCUUCUGAAAGGUGCGAUGAAACGGGGUGACUGGUAUAGAACCAAGGACUUGGUACUUAAGGGUAGUGACUGGAUUGUUAAUGAAAUCAAGAAAUCUGGUCUACGCGGCCGUGGAGGUGCUGGUUUUCCAUCUGGUCUUAAGUGGUCUUUCAUGCCCAAGGUAUCCGAUGGCCGCCCUUCUUAUCUUGUUGUCAAUGCUGAUGAGAGUGAACCUGGUACAUGUAAAGACAGAGAAAUAAUGCGCCAUGAUCCUCAUAAACUGCUUGAAGGGUGCCUGAUUGCUGGAGUUGGUAUGAGGGCAACAGCUGCUUACAUUUACAUAAGAGGGGAGUAUGUAAAUGAACGAUUAACUCUUGAAAAGGCUAGAAAGGAAGCUUAUCAAGCUGGACUUUUGGGGAAGAAUGCUUGUGGAUCAGGUUAUGAUUUUGAUGUACAUAUACACUUUGGUGCUGGAGCAUACAUCUGUGGUGAAGAGACAGCAUUACUGGAGAGUCUUGAAGGAAAGCAAGGAAAACCAAGGCUGAAGCCUCCUUUCCCAGCUAAUGCUGGACUAUAUGGCUGUCCGACAACUGUAACAAAUGUGGAGACUGUGGCUGUAUCUCCCACAAUUUUGCGGCGAGGACCAGAAUGGUUCGCAAGCUUUGGCCGAAAAAAUAACUCCGGCACAAAACUAUUCUGCAUAUCCGGUCAUGUCAACAAACCUUGCACCGUGGAAGAGGAGAUGAGCAUCCCAUUGAAGGAAUUGUUAGAGAGGCACUGUGGUGGUGUUAGAGGAGGUUGGGAUAACUUGUUGGCAGUCAUCCCAGGAGGUUCCUCGGUUCCUCUCCUUCCCAAGCACAUAUGUGAUGAUGUCUUAAUGGAUUAUGAUGCUCUCAAAGCUGUUCAAUCUGGAUUGGGCACCGCGGCUGUGAUUGUGAUGGACAAAUCCACUGAUGUCGUGGAUGCGAUAGCAAGACUAUCUUACUUCUACAAGCAUGAGAGUUGUGGCCAGUGCACUCCCUGCAGAGAGGGUACUGGAUGGCUAUGGAUGAUUAUGGAGAGAUUGAAGGUGGGGAAUGCUAUGCUGGAGGAGAUUGAUAUGCUACAGGAAGUCACGAAGCAGAUUGAAGGGCACACCAUAUGUGCUCUUGGUGAUGCCGCUGCAUGGCCAGUGCAGGGUCUUAUCAGGCAUUUUAGGCCAGAACUAGAAAAGAGGAUCAGGGAGAGAGCGCAGAAACAGCUCUUGGAGGCUGCAGCUGCUUGAGUCCUCUGGCCUGACCAUGCCGAACAUCUUUCUUCCAUUUAUUGCAGCUUAUUAUCUUAUCUAUGAAAAUAAUGAACUUCUUUUAGAGGUCAUAUGUAAAGACACCUUAUAUGCUGUUCUUGAGCUUGUGCUCUUAAACUAGUUUCUGAUGGCAUGGAAAGAGCAGGUCUGUUGUAGCUCUCUUGUUGAACCUCUCAGAUUGUAAAUUUUGGGAUUGCAUCCUUUAGACUUCAAAGCUAAGAACUCAUUUGUUGCGUGUC